Messenger RNA from Arachis duranensis, 681 nucleotides. RefSeq lists its product as uncharacterized. Bases 1 to 681 code for a protein of 226 amino acids. NCBI's taxonomy places the organism in Eukaryota, Viridiplantae, Streptophyta, Magnoliopsida, Fabales, Fabaceae. Gene Ontology annotation, molecular function: RNA-DNA hybrid ribonuclease activity; nucleic acid binding. The record is from RefSeq and is a predicted model, not a curated record. The transcript has a single exon.
AUGUGGACAAUUUGGAAGGCUAGAAACAACUACGAGUACAACAACAUAGAGCCUAACCCAGAGUCUACCAUCAAUCAUGCAAGAAUAAUAGAGAAAGAAUACAACAGCCUAAUAAAAGAAAACAUCUCCAAAGUCAGAGAAGACAACAAAGGGAGAUCAUUACCUGUCAUUUGGAGACCUCCUCCUCAGAGCUGGCUCAAGGUAAAUUCUGAUGCUGCUUUUUCCAUUGGAACUAAGACAGGGGCAACAGCUUCAGUGAUCAGAGACCAUACAGGAAAAAUCCUGGGGGGAUCUGCAACAGUGAUUCAAGCAAACUCAAGCCUAUCAGCAGAGGCACAAGCAUUAAGGGAAGCUGUAAUUCUAGUGGAAAAUUUAAAUAUUCAAAGAGCCAUCAUUGAAACAGAUAGUCUGCAGAUUGUUCAGACUCUCAAGUCAGGGGAUACAAUUUGGGAAAUAGACCCAAUCAUUCAAGACAUAAUUUCUAUUCAAAAAAGACUCUCAAACUGUGGUUUCACCUGGACCCCUCGAGAAGGAAACAGACUGGCUCAUUCACUAGCAGCUCUGAAACUCAAAAAUCUACUUCCUGCUAGUUGGCCAAUAACUCCCCCGCCUCAAACUGCAGACAUCAUCAGAAGAGAAAGAAUUGGACUGCUUCUCCAAAAUUCUCAUCAGCAAACCUGA